UUGAACUGACAGCUAUUUUUGGCUGGUAAGAAAGGUAAGAAAAGAAUGACUACAUAGGCCAAAAAUCAGAUUUUUAUUGUGGUUGCCUUGUUAGCUAAUUAUUCUUCCAUUUCCACAAUUUUUAGCAUUCUUUCCCCUAUGAACUAGGUUCGUUUUCACCCAACGAAAUUUUAAAAAUGCUGGAUGUAGCAAAAAUGCGGUUUGUCAAUUAAAGGUUAUCUCCUGUGAAAAAUCAAGUUGAGCAAAUAUGAAAGUUCUCUAGAAAUCUUUUUAUUUUUUGAAAAAUCUUUAUCUGUUCUCAAGAUAUUUGUCUUAAAAGUUGCGCUAAUUAUGUGAAAUUAUGACGUCAUGAGUUUGCAUUGAGCAUAAUUUUGGCAAAUGAAUUUUUAAAUUUAUAUAUGUAAAAUGUUUAAAACAUGUCAAAGUGAACAGCCAGAAAAUAUUUUAAACUCUAUAUGGCAUGUCAAAAAUGUUAAAUAUAACACUUUAAAAAGCAUAAUCAUGACAUCAUGCGUAAUUAGUAGAUUUUCUUAGUCCAAAUUCUAAAGAAUCAAUCAAGAAAAUCAAUCAAUCAGAAAAUGCUUGGAAAAAGCAGUGUGUAGCAAUUUUGAAGAUUUCUUCGAGAUAAGAUCGCACAGUAGAAACACCCGAAACAACAAUUACUUACUGACAAUACCUAGAGUGAGACUUGAAGUAAAUAGAUCUGGUUUUAAAUUUAUGGGAUCAAAGAUUUAUAAUGACUUGCCAAUCAAAAUUCAAAAAUCGGAUACUUUACCAAGUUUCGUAAGAAAAACUAAAAGCUAUUUUAACCUGUAAUAAAUUAUUUUAUGCCUUAUUGUGAAGCUAGUAUUUUUAACUCAUGUUUUUAACUGUUAUAUAAUAAUAUUUUAUAUUUUUUUUUUUCACAGGACAUAUAUUAAAAGCAGUUUUUUAAAAACUGAAUUAUACCCAUCCUGUAUAAACAUUCAUAAUAAUAAUAAUAAUAAUAAUAAUAAUAAUAAUAAGAGUUUUAAAAAAUAUAUUCAAAUUCCUAGACAACCUUUCGAGCUUUUUCAUAUACAAUUAACUUUAUUUUUCGCAGGACAUAACCUUUAACCAAAAUGUCAAUCAUCACUACGGCAACAAAGCUGAACCAAAGGUGUGCAUAUUUUACAUGGCUAGCCUCACAAAUAUGGAGGGAUAUACCCUGUCUAUUAUUUCCAGGAGGGGCCAUGGCUUUGAUGGGGAGUCCUGAAGUAUUUAAUACUGUCUUUGAGCUUCGCAAACUCAAUUAGGGUCAGUGCUCUGCCAGACAACUCCCUGCAACAUCCAACAGUCCACACAUGUGCCAUCUACCCAAUUUUCCUCACAUGCAGAGUUUAAAGUUGUGACAAUAAAACAGUGCAAAAAUGAUGCACAGAAGAUUUAUUGUUCAGGACUGAAAUGCACUUCUUCUAUGUUUCACUCUUCUGCUGCAAUUUUUAUAAAAUUUAGGAAUAAAAAAAAAUAAAGGGACUGGAGUCCUCCUGUUAUAUUAUAUCUUUUUUUAAAAACCACCAAAUUUGUUUUUAUUAUUUUGGCUGUGCUAGGAAAUAUAAAAAUGUGGCAACUUUGCGGAGAGUGUGUGAGAACUUUAGUUAUCACAUUCAGUGAAAUGCCAUUUUCCUGUUUCAUGUCAAUUCCUGUUUCAUGUCUUUUUGUGUUUUAUGUUGGCAAUUUAUAUUUUGUUUCUUUAUUGUACACUCCCAUAAAAGAAUUACUGAAUUUUUAGAGAAAAUAUGAGUAAAAUUUUUUAAAGCUGGAGUUAAAUUGGUCUUAAACGUUGCUGUCAUGAACUAAGAAUUUUUGUUUAUGUUGGCAUUUACCUCUGCAAUAGCCCUAAUUGUUGCCAGCAUGGAAGAAGUUGAUAAUAUAAUAAUACAUUCACUGCAACAAAUUGGAUGUGAUAUUUCUGACGAUGUCAUGACACUGCGAGAGUUUACAGUGGAGAUGAUUGUCCAAGCUGCAUCAAAAUGUCUUGAUCACAUCAGUGAGCAAUAUAACAUUCCAUCAGUUUUACCACCAAGUAUGUCUGCACGAUUUAGGAUUGGAUCUAGUUUAGCUGCAGCUUGUCAGGAACUUGGCUUUAAAGGAGAGAUUGGCUAUCAAACAUUUCUGUAUGCCAAUGAACAUGAGUUACGUAAAAUAUUAAUGUUUUUGAUUGAAAAAAUACCAAAAGAAACAUCAGACACUAACGAUGAACCGCUAGGAAGUGGUGUCUUAUUGAAUAAUCGCAUAGCAGCUGAAUUAAAACGUCAGUUGUCUGUUCCUUGGACCCCAGCUUAUUGUAAGAAGAAAAACAUUCAAAAUUUAGAUAAUGAUGAAUGGUUUUUUCAGGGCACUUCAUCAUUUCAUCAUAUCAAUACAUGUCUUCUAAAGUAUCCAGUUGGAAUAAGCAGUGAAAAAAUCAGCAAAGAAGAACAAUCUGCAUUUGAUAGCAUACCUUUCGUCACUUCACAGCCGACUGAUCAGAGAGAUAUCUAUAUUUCAUUGAUUGAGGAAAAUAAACGACUAGUUACUGAAGAGCACGAAUGGGAGAACGAAUGGAAUCAAAGUGGGAUGGCAACAAGACUUAGUAAAGAGGAGUAUAAAAAGCAGAAAAGAGAGAAGCUAAUGAAGCGCAUCAAGCAAAAAAUAAUAGCCAACUGUCAAAGAAAUACCAAUUUAAAAACUGGUGCAGUAGGAUUAAAAGAUCUAUUGGACUCAAUUGCAGGAAGAGACUCCAAGAAAACCGGCAAAGGAUCAAGAUUUACUCAUGCUGAAAAGCUUCAAUUUGCACAGGACGAAGAAAAAGUGAAUGCAGAAAUUGUUAGUAAGCAGGAAGAAAUGAAUACUACAGAAACUGAGGAGGAACGUCAGAAGAAGAAGGAAGAAGAGCUAAAAACAUUGAGAGAUCAACUUAGUGAGCUUACUCAACAGUUUCAGAACAUUUUGCUGGAGAAAAAGCAAGUGACUGCCCAAAAACAGCAGGUUGACGAACAAUCAAGAAGUUUAGAAACAACAAACAAGGAGGAAGAAGCGGCAUUUCGAGUGAAGAAGAAAACUUUCGAUCUGUUACCGAAUGCUGAGGAGAAUAUGAGCAAGUUGCAAAAAAUCAUCGAAAGUAGCAGUCAAAGAUUAGUUAACUUGAAUCAACAAUGGGAAAAACACCGUGCUCCACUUAUCGAAAAAUACAGACAGUUAAAAGAGGAAAGCAAAUCCAGAACGUCCGAAGUCGAAACUAAAAUCGAACAGGUGCGUUCAUUGCGGGAUAAAAUGAAAAGUGCAGCAGACGAAACGCGUGGAAAGGAAGAGCUUCUGAAACAACUGGCCGCUGAGUUUGAGCGCAUGUCGAAGAAUGUUAACAGAUCUUCGUAUACGAAAAGAAUUUUAGAAAUCGUUGGGAAUAUUAAAAAGCAGAAAGAAGAAAUUGCAAAGGUUUUGCUGGACACGAAAGCUCUUCAAAAAGAUAUUAAUUUUCUCACUGGCAAACUUGAUCGUACGUUUACUGUCACGGAUGAAUUGAUUUUCAAGGACGCGAAAAAAGAUGAGUUCAGCAGAAAAGCCUACAAAUUAUUAGCUAACUUGCACGAGGGCUUUGGAAGUCUUGUUCAAACAGUUGAAGAAACAGGCGUGAUUAUGCGUGAGAUUCGCGAUUUAGAAGAACAAGUCGAUAACAUCAACGAAAACGAAAUUAAUGAGAAUCUGGAGAAAAUCAGUUCUGAUCUAAACCAAAUGAAGAAAGAGAAUAAUGAAAACAUCAACAGGAUUAAAAGAAAAAAUAGAUAAAUAAUUAUAGACUUAUUUUUAUUUCUUUAAUUUUAACUUGGUUGCUAAAUAUACUUUAGAUGAUGUGCUGCAAUGUAAUGAGUAAUUUUGAGGAAGUGUUUGCUUGUGAGAAUCUAAUUAUUAUUAUUUUUUUACUCA
This is a messenger RNA of Hydractinia symbiolongicarpus, 3924 nucleotides long. Its product is annotated as coiled-coil domain-containing protein 22 homolog. The record is from RefSeq and is a predicted model, not a curated record. Gene Ontology annotation, biological process: positive regulation of ubiquitin-dependent protein catabolic process. Gene Ontology annotation, molecular function: cullin family protein binding. Bases 1831 to 3786 code for a protein of 651 amino acids. The transcript has 18 exons. Lineage: Eukaryota; Metazoa; Cnidaria; Hydrozoa; Anthoathecata; Hydractiniidae.